ACACGAUGGAUAUUGCGGGAGUUAGUGAGUCGCUAAAACGCUUCGGAUGGCCCGAUUAUCUCGUUUUUAUCUUGAUGUUGGCGCUCUGCAGUGCCAUUGGCGUCUUCUUUGGCUGGCAGGAUCAUGUGAAGCACAAAAAAAUGCGCGGCAGAAAGGUCCGACGGGGCUCCGAGGCGCUCGAAUAUUUGGUUGGCGGGAGAAAAAUGAAGGUUUUUCCGGUAGCAAUGUCACUCGUUGCAAGCUUGAUAAGUGGCAUCGGACUGUUGGGAACAAGUACGGAAAUUUAUCUUUAUGGAACGCAAUAUUGCUUCAUUCUGAUCGGCGUGGUUUUGAUGGGACUCGUUCUGCAUUUCUUCUAUUUGCCCGUUUAUCAUGAACUGAAGUUGACUUCUCUUUAUGAGUACCUCAGUAGAAGAUUUGAUAACAGAAUUCGACUUUUUGGUUCUCUCGUGUUUGUUUUAAGCACAGUUGUUAAAAUGCCCAUCAUGAUUUACGUUCCAGCCUUAAGUUUUUCCGCAGUUACAGGCGUCAAUAUUCACAUAACCACUCCUGUGGUGUGUGCAAUUACAGUUUUUUACACUUCCGUUGGAGGGAUCAAAGCUGUUGUGUGGACCGAUGUCAUCCAAAGUGUCGUCAUGAUUUUCGCUUUAAUUAUGGUUGCUGUCAAAGCAACUUUCGCUGUUGGAGGAUUAGGCACAGUUCUUCAAAUUAAUUACGAUAGCGGGAGAAUUGAACCUCCAAUUUGGGAUAUCAAUCCAACGAUUCGAUCAACGAUAUGGACAACUGUCAUUGGAGGAUGGGUUUUCCAUUGCGCCAUUAACGGAAUUUGCCAAUCGAUGGUUCAGCGUUAUGUCUCUUUGCCGACGUUGCGUGAUGCCCGUAAAGCUGUUUGGAUUUUCGUCGCGGGCGUUUUUGUCUUGCUUGGACUUUCCAUGUACAACGGACUGCUUCUUUAUGCGAUUUAUCACGAUUGCGAUCCCUUAACUACGGGUCUCGUGAAGAAAAAAGAUCAAUUGGUUCCGUUACUUGUGAUGCAAAUUCUCGGAGAUUAUCCAGGCUUAGCGGGAUGUUUCAUCGCCGGAGUUUUUUCGGCUUCGUUAAGUUCCUUGUCGACCGGCUUGAAUUCAAUAACUGCCGUCAUUUUGGAAGAUUUCAUCAAACCUUAUCGAAAAUCGGCGUUAAGUGAAAAAGCAACGGCGAUCAUUAUGAAAAGUACCGUAAUUGUACUCGGGACACUUUCAACCGGAAUGGUUUUUAUUGUCGAGAAACUUGGGCCGGUUUUGCAACUUGCGAUUACUUUUGCGGGCGUGACGUAUGGACCGUUGUUGGGAAUUUUCACAAUUGGAUUUGUGAUGCCUUAUAUUGAUUCAACGGAAACGAUCAUCGGAGCAGGUUUCGGACUUUUAUGCAGCACAUUAAUCGUUUAUUUCACGCAAAUGGAUGUCGCAAGUGGUCGAUUAGUGUUCCCGGAAAAACCAACUUCGGUUGAAAAUUGCACGUAUGCCUUCGACAAUUCAACACUUUUGACCAAAUCCUUCGACGAUAUCGAAACUCCCGAAGCCAAAUUCUAUCACGUGUCAUAUUUGUAUUAUUCGUUGAUAGGAACGACAGUUACGAUAGUAGUUGCUAAUUUGUGUGCCUUGAUAUUUGGCAAAAGAGACGUCGAGAAUGUCGAUCCAGCUUUGCUGUCGCCGAUUGUGAGGAAGUUCUUCAUGAAAGAAAAAAUGGAAAUGAAGGAAUAUUUAAAAGUUGAAACUAAUGAUAUGAUUAAAAGAAGUGAAAGUAUGUAAAAAGAGGAUUUUUUAAACUUAAAAUUAUUUUAAAAAAUUUAAAAAAAAAUUAUAAAUGAAAUACUUAGAUACUAAAUAAAAAAAAAUUAAGA
This is a messenger RNA of Culicoides brevitarsis, 1882 nucleotides long. Its product is annotated as sodium-coupled monocarboxylate transporter 1-like. NCBI's taxonomy places the organism in Eukaryota, Metazoa, Arthropoda, Insecta, Diptera, Ceratopogonidae. The coding region runs from base 6 to 1790 and encodes 594 amino acids. Gene Ontology annotation, cellular component: membrane. Gene Ontology annotation, molecular function: symporter activity. Gene Ontology annotation, biological process: transmembrane transport; sodium ion transport. The transcript is spliced from 8 exons. The record is from RefSeq and is a predicted model, not a curated record.